GUUGAGAGUUGCGCGCGGCGCGGGUGUGGCAGUGCUGGGGGGUGCACCGAGCCGGCGGCGGCGGGGCAGCGCGGAGCCAGCUGGCGUCGACCGACGGCCACGGCGUCGGAACGUCGGCGACGCGCGUCGGCCAUGCGCGCCCCUCGCUGCCGCGCCGGCUGCACACCUCGCGUCGGCGCCCGUGUCCCGGCGUCCGGACGUGGCGGCGGCGCUGCUGGCGUGGGCGGCGGCGGGGGCGGGCGGGGGUCCGCGCGUCACCCCGAGCGUGUCGGCGUCGUCGACCGGCACCGCCCCCGCCCCCGCGCCGCCGCCGCUCACCUUCCGCGCCUCCAACUUCGGCCCUCGCAGCCACGCUGCCCGCAGGGGCUUCGGCGGCUCGAGCGCGGGCGCCGGCGCCGGCAGCGACGACCUCAGCUCGCCCUACAACCACUACCGCUGCCUCUCACCCAGCGAGCAGCACCUCAACCACCUGCACCACCACGCGGGCGUCGGCUUCCGCUCGCACCACGCAUCCAACGCCGCCAUGGCGCCCGCCAGGUUCCUGAAGCGGCAGUUCAGCUUGGACCGCGGCGACGACCACGUGGCGGGCGGCGGCGGGCCGGUCACGUCCAUGUCGACGACGACGCUGGACGCGGGGCCGGGCGGCGCGUGCGUGGGCGGCGCGGGCGGCGGCGGCGGGGCGCUGGCCGGGGCCCUGAGCGCGCUGAGCGGCGUGGCGGGGCGCGCCGCCUCCACGGGCCGCCUCAACAAGCAGAACUCGGCGGGCGCGGCGCACGACCUGGAGCGCAUCGAGGAGAUCCCGCUGGCGUCGCCCGGGGCGGCGGCGGGCGCGGGCGCGGGCGUGGGGCGCGGCGGCGGCGCCGGCUA
Molecule: messenger RNA, 867 nt
Organism: Gryllus bimaculatus (two-spotted cricket)
Lineage: Eukaryota; Metazoa; Arthropoda; Insecta; Orthoptera; Gryllidae
Source: the annotation of a GenBank genome assembly